Molecule: messenger RNA, 2634 nt
Organism: Quercus lobata
Lineage: Eukaryota; Viridiplantae; Streptophyta; Magnoliopsida; Fagales; Fagaceae
Product: pentatricopeptide repeat-containing protein At1g08070, chloroplastic-like
Exons: 2
Coding region: 238-2106 (622 amino acids)
Biological process (GO): RNA modification
Molecular function (GO): RNA binding; protein binding
Source: RefSeq, a predicted model, not a curated record
UUUGUAAUAAGUGUUUGAUUUGAAAUUCCCGCCGCCUUUUUACCUCUCUCUCUCUCUCAGGUCUCAACGGCUAGUAGCCUAGCCUCUGUAAUAGCCCAGACCCAGAAGAGCCAUAUGUGAUUAUUAUGUGAUCUAUGCCAAACCCACUUCGCUCUUCUAUGGUAUAGAUAAAUGCUACACUUUGCUAGUCGAUUACAUGAAGAGUCGCAUCAGCUAUAACCAUUCAUUCCAACAUAAAUGGAACGCUAUUUGUUUAAUGUACUUCACUCGUCUCUGCACAUUAAACAAUUCAAGCAAAUUCACGGCCUCAUCGUAAUAAAUUAUCCUGCUCUUACUCCAUUUUUUGUGCAGGGGCUUCUUCGUUUAUCUAUUAUUGUAUAUGCUCGCCAAGUGUUUGAUAGAAUUCCUCAGCCAAGUAAAAUCCUUUAUAAUUCCCUCAUUUCUACGUAUUCUAAGCUUUCUCUGUACAAAGAGGCUUUAGAUGCGUUUGUUUUGAUGCAUGAUAGUGGUACCCGGGUGGUAUGUUCCACAAUUCCGCCUGUUAUGAAGUCCUGCACUUCUUUAUUGGCUGGUGAAUUAGCCAAUGAGAUUCAUUCGUUAGUUGUAAAAUACGGGUUCAGCUCAGAUGUUUUUGUUCAGACUCCUUUGAUGGAUUUUUAUGCCAAAAUUGGCGAUAUAGAUUCCACAAAGAAAGUUUUUGAUGAGAUUUUCGUGAAGGAUCCGAUCUGCUAUAAUUGUUUGAUUUCAGGGUAUUCCAAGUCCGGUGAUGUUGUGGCAGCGCAGCAGCUAUUUGAUGAGAUGACUGAGAGAACUGUUGUUUCAUGGAAUUCUAUGAUUUCUUGCUAUGCAAACAAUGGGCAUUAUCGUGAGGGUUUGAGGAUGUUUGAGAGGAUGCAGGUUGAGAGGUUUCGCCCUAACGAAAUUAGUGUAGCCAUUGUACUCUCUAUAUGUGCCAAGCUUAGGGAUUUGGAAAUGGGGUUGAGAGUUAAGAAGUUUAUUGAUGAGAACAAUUUACAUAUAAAUAUGAUAGUUUCUACUGCAUUGUUGGAAAUGUAUGUGAAAUGUGGGGCUGUUGAUGAUGCACGUCAGGAGUUUGAAUGCAUGGACAGAAGAGAUGUUGUUGCUUGGAGUGCCAUGAUUGCUGGUUAUGCCCAAAAUGGGAGACCUAGUGAGGCCUUAGAACUCUUUGAAAGCAUGAAAAGCAAACAGAUUAAGCCUAAUGAUGUUGCACUUGUUAGUGUUCUAUCUGCAUGCUCUCAACUGGGCUCAUUGGAAGCUGGUGAGCGCAUUGGCAACUAUGUAGAGAGUCAAGGCUUUGUCUUUAAUGUUUAUGUGGCCUCUGCACUAUUGGAUAUGUACUCCAAGUGUGGAAAUAUUAGUAAAGCUCGUCAAAUUUUCAAUCAUAUGCCUCAGAAAGAUGUUGUUAGUUGGAACUCAAUGAUUGUAGGUCUAGCAGCUAAUGGUUUUGCAAAGGAAGCAAUUAAUCUUUUUGAGAAAAUGAAAGUAAUUAGAGUGAAACCAAAUGAUAUAACAUUUGUGGGGAUAUUAACAGCUUGCACCCAUGCAGGCCUUCUUGAAUUGGGGCUUAGGAUUUUCAGAAGCAUGAAAUCGGAUCAUGAGAUUACUCCAACUAUAGAACAUUAUGCUUGUGUUGUUGACCUAUUUUGUAGAUCUGGGAAAUUGAAAGAUGCCCAUGAGUUCAUAUGUAGAAUGGAAGUGGAGCCCAAUGUUGUGAUAUGGGGCACCUUAUUGAGUGCUUCUAGAAUCCAUUCAAAUCUAGAACUUGCUGAGUUCUCCGUCAAGAAAUUACUAGAACUUGAGCCUGAGAAUUCUGGGAACUAUAUCCUUCUUUCUAAUAUAUAUGCAAGUGCUGGCAGAUGGGAAGAAUCCUUGACAGUGCGAAAUUUGAUGAAAACUAACAGAGUGCAGAAAACCUCUGCAUAUAGUUGGAUAGAAAUGGAUAAUAAAGUGCAUAAGUUUUUAGUUGGUGACACAUCCCACCCUGGAUCUAAUGAUGUUUAUCGCAUUGUUGAUGGGUUGGCAAUGCAGUUGACUUGGGCUGGUUAUAAUUUUGAAUCUGCAUUGGAAUUUUCAUGGUGCUCAUAGUAGAAACCAGUAAUUGCCCACUACUGCAACUGGAAAAGUAUGGUGGAGGUUGUACCACAGAAAGUUUAACUUUAGUCUCAGCUUGGACUUGGAAAUCCUGCUCUCUUGCUUGUUGUCCAACCAAAAGAAAAGAUACCUGGGAAGAGUUUUCAAGGUUGCAAUUAGGGCUCGUUGUGUUUGUUUAUAUAACUCGUCAACCUAAUAAACACCCAAUGUGGAACUCAGCACACUUGCACUAUCUAGUCCAAUCCAAAUAAUCCAGGUUAUGACAAUGUUUCCCUCAAAUGCCAACUGCAGAACUGAUAUAGCAGUACAAAAUUAUUUCCUAGAACUCAGUUACUUCACAUUCAAAAUUGAGCUGUCCCUGAUUGUUAGCUCUAAGAUUAUUUUACUGCUUCAAGUUUAUUUGGAAAAUGUUUAUUUAAUGUAGCAACAAACUUGAUCCAUUCCCACUUGAACCAUCACAUGUUAUACAGCAUGACAUUGGAUGUGAAAAUAUAUGAUUUGUCAAUCCAUUGUAUUAUUUCA